Messenger RNA from Strongylocentrotus purpuratus (purple sea urchin), 8205 nucleotides. It is a transcript of the gene cmip, whose product is annotated as C-Maf-inducing protein. NCBI's taxonomy places the organism in Eukaryota, Metazoa, Echinodermata, Echinoidea, Camarodonta, Strongylocentrotidae. The coding region runs from base 641 to 2611 and encodes 656 amino acids. The transcript has 17 exons. The record is from RefSeq and is a predicted model, not a curated record.
UUGUGUCCUCCAGAUCCUGUACGUUGUACUGUGUGCAAAUUUGGUGGAAAUGCAUGAUAAACAGCUGAUUCUAAGCAUGCAUGUAUACCGUACACACGACCACAAACUGCAACUGUGAACAUUGUUAUGAUCGUCUUGCCGCUUCUGAACAGCCGGAAAACCCGGAAUUAGGCCUGUUUUCACUAUUUUCUGAUUCUAGUUACACACGCAUUGUGUUUGGAACUCGGAUGGAGGAUAAUUCCAUUUCCUUCUUGUUGAAUAUUACAACAUUAACACUGACAACACGACUGAAAUGUCAUUAAUAGAAAUCUGAAGUGAAGACAGUUAACGUGUGAUUGUGGCUCCGGCAAUUGAAGCGUAUACGUCAUCGACGAGACGAGACGGCCGAUACUGUGCAGAAUCGACUCGGACUUUUCAACUCUCAUUACAUUAGUUACAUUCCUAAAUGAACAUCGUUUUUCAGCCUACGAUUGGAAUCACAUUUGUGUAUUAUUUGUUGUUGCUAAAAUGGUUACGACAAUUGAUUCUAUGGAGUGGACUGAGCCGAGUGCAGUGAUCAUCAAGUUUUUUUAAAACUAGGUGGACAACAGGAAAAUUUAAUUUUUUAAUUUUGAAGAAACAUUAAACUUGGUGAAGAACAAUGGGAUUCUCUGGAGCUUAUGGACCCGAUUGUGGAGAACUAAAAUACAAAUUGAUCCAUGAAAGCGGCAUACAAAUAUGUCGAAUAAACCACGCGAAUACAGUUGUGAACAAAAUCUUGAAUUUAAAAUUCAUGAGAAGAUGGGAAACGCAUCAAUUAGUAUUGGGGGAUACAACGAUAUAUUCUAGAAAUCCCCAAGGUUACAUGGAAUGUCCAGUCCCUUAUGGUAUCAUACAUGACAUACAUGCACUGUCACGAUGGGAAGCAGGUCAAAAUGCUUGUCUGAGGAUCGUCUUAAGCACAGGCUCAGUAUUGCUGCAGGCCGGCAAUGUUUACGUUCGUGAUCAAUGGUUGCAUUCCCUCCUGUGGAAGAGAGCUAUACACAGAUUCAAGAAACUAAUAUGUAACACCACUAAGCCUGAGGUCUUCAUGCAAGAAAUAUCAUCGAUGAUAGAACUGACCCUAACAACAUGUGUGCAAGAUCAAGACAUAUGCCAGGUUCCGCUGGAGAUUGUCUCAGACAUUCUGUCACAGAACGCUGACAUGAUUAACUCUGUGGCACAUGAGAGCAUCAUCAUGGCUGUAGCUCCUCUCCUAGAGAACAACCAACCAUCACCUGAGAUCUGUUCCUUCUUCAGCAAACAUUGUAGGAACUCACCACGUUCUAAAGUCGUUAUUGAGAUGUUCACACCGGUCAUACACAGGAUCCUCAAACACAAUAUGGACUUUGGAAAGAAUCCACGGCUCCAGGCAUUUGUGCGUGAUUUCAUUCUAGCAAUGCAUUACAAAGACGACCAUGAUUUUGCCUUCAAGGAAUUUGUCAGCAUCAUGCAUGGGCCAAGUAUUGAGUGCCCUCAUCCUAGAGUACUCCCUAACUUGGUUGCCAUAUGCCUUGCUUCUAUCGCCACUUUCUACCAAGAUUCAAACAGAUGCAGAUUGCGUGAGAUCCAAUGUGAGGACAGUGUGAGCUCUACAGGAGAUGAAACCGUACUUCAUGAACUAGAUGUUAUGACAUCCUUUGUCAAAGUACUACAACUAACGGCUGAUUAUGAUGACUGGCUCCCUUCUCUUUCUGGAAUGCUGCUACCCAUUCCGUUUCCUAAAGUGGCAAUGACGCACAGACCCCUCACGUCGAGACUGAAAUACAUCAUAGGCAGGUUUGCAUCUGACUUCAGAUGUGAGGUUCAUACUGCUGUAUGUGGUGUGCGUGAUGGUAAGGCUGGAUGGUUAGAUCUCUACUGCCCAUCAGGUCCUGCAUGUGAUGAUGAAGGACAGCUAUUCUCUCUCAUGAUACAGAAGCUCAUAUCCUGUUGCUGUAGAAGACGUAGAUUUUUGCUGUCUGUCACACCACGCCUCUUUGAACCAGUUCUUCUGCUGGCUCUUAACGGCAACGUCACCUGUACUGAGAUGCUAUGCUUGAUGCUGGAGCUUGAUGUCUUGGAGACAGAGGAACAAGAGAUGCAGGUCAUCCAGGCACUCAAGAGCAUUGAUGAGGGUCAGAUAAUGUAUGAUGCUCUCUGUGAAAGACAGCUGGCCCUCCGACAACUGCAAGAGAAGGGUGGGCCUAAGUCCCUUUCUCUGCCAUCUAAAUCAACGGAUGUGGAUGUAGCAAAGCUUUUCAGUGCUGGACCAUUGGGUAAUCUAGAGAGUCUGAACUUGGCCUUUACGCAUGUAACAAGCGGAUGUGCUGAGACACUCAUCAAACUACCCAAUCUCAAACAACUCAAUCUCUGGUCUACUCAGUUUGGUGAUGGUGGUUUGGAGCUCAUCACAGAGCACAUGCAUGAGUUAGAGAGUCUGAACCUAUGUGAGACUCAGGUUACCGAUGAUGGACUGAGAUGUCUGGUAGAUCUCAAGAAACUCAACCAUCUCAAUCUGAACAGCACUCCUCUCACCACUCGUACCUUCAGGUUACUCACUGGAAAUUUGCCUGAAUUGAAAACUAUGGACACAAGAUACACUGAUGCCUGAGGGCUAGACACCGGCUGGGAAACUGUGCUUGGAUCUUCUUAUGUCAACUCACAACUCACAAACAUACAAAAGAAACAACUCUAAAGCUUAAGCUGAUAUCUUCAUGGAAGCCUUGCAUGUCAUUGAACAAAGGGUGAAGAAAGGGCACGAACUUAAAGACAUUAAUAGGAGCUUUUCUUGAUUAGAAUUCUAUGCUCUGCAGGAGUGUGUUGUAAUCCCCAUAUUGUGUCUGGCCCACAUGGAUUACUCGGAGCAUCAGAAGCCAGUGGAAAUCUACAGCAGCUAGGAGCUGUGUAUACAUGUGUGCAAAUCUUGACAAGAGGCAAACAUUAAUGAAAGAAAUCCAAGUGGAAAUAUGUAUGAAUAUUAUGUCUUAUUUUUUAUUUUUACCCUUUUUCAUUGUUAGAAUUGAAAAAGAGUGUUUCAUCAAACCUGUAAGAACAUGUUUACAAAUUCAGAAGAUAUGAAUCAUUCUUUUCAGAUUUUAUAAAGACAUUGGUCAGUUUUUGCAUUGGUCAGAUUCUUAUUUUUUUGUUUUGUCAAUGAGGUGUAAAAUCAUUUAAACAUGUUAUAUCUUGUUUUGUUUUAUGUAAGGCAAGUCUGACAUAUAUAUAUAAGAUGCCCCUAUUCUCAGAUUAUCAGAGGUGAUACCGGUUAACAGUCAAAGCUCCUUUCAGUCAUAUUUUAUGGUUGCUUUCAUGUCUUUACUUUGAUUUUCUUUCAUUCAUGAAAUAGAAAUUUGCAAUGUAUGACAAGAGAAUUCUAUAUAUGAUCAUUUAUAUCACACAGAGAUAUUAGAUAUUAGAUAUACUGUAUAUGUGAAAGACAUACGGUAUGCUUCAGAUUUUUAUGAAAUCGUAGAAUGUCGAAAAUGCAGUACUGCUUGAAAAAGAGAGAUUAUAGCCCGGCUUAGGCUGUGCUUUUGUUCAUUUUAUUAAUGAAUAUGCUGUAAAAGGGGUUUCAGGCAUUAAUGUUCUUCUACAAUAGAAAAUGCAAACAUUUUGAUACACGGCUCAUGUGAUUUGAGAAUUAGCUGCAUAUUUUGCUCACAAAGUUGGUGUAUCAAUGUUUAGUUCAUUACAUAAUGUUUAAGUUGAAACAAUCAGUCAUUUGCUGCAAUGCAAGUACCGGUAUUACAAUUAUUUUGAAGAAUGUUUGUAGUUGACUCAAAUUAAGCCAUUCCUUUAGACUUACUUAUUUGAAUAUUUUCUGAGGGAGUAUGAUCAGACAAAGAUUAUAUGGGGGGGGGGGUGUAAUGUAAGGACCUGGUAAGCUUUUGAAGUUUUGUUUGCAGUGCAAGAUUAAAUACAUACUAUAGUCUAUGAUCUAUAAAAGCACUACUCGGUGAAAUACUGUCCAUUAGUUAAUUGUACUUACCUCUGCAUUAUUUGGUUGUUCUUAUCAAUGAGAGUGAAACAAAUCAAAUAGCCCGUUAUCAUAAUCAUGCAGAAUCAUAAUCAUGAUCGUAAAAGGUCAUGGAAUCAUCAAGAGUUCUGAAAGUCAUUAAAAAUGUACCAGCCCUUAGAAUUAACAUGUAUUUUAGAACUGAUUAUUUAGACAAGUACACAUUUUAGUGCAAUAUUAUAUGUAUUGAACAAACUCUUUUAUAAUGUAGAUGUAGGUGUAGUCUGGAGACCAAACCUUUUUCUCGUGUUUUGUGUCCCGAGUACCAUUUCUUUUUCAUCUAUUUUAUUUUGUAUUUUACUGUUAUUUAAAUUGCCUUUGAAAUAAACCUAUUUUUGUAAGAUAUAAUAUUUUAUUCCAAUUGAGGAUUUCCUCUGAAUUGCUCCAAACCUGAUGCUCAUCUUCACCGGAUACAUCAAGGUGUCACUUCUUCAAUAUUCAAAAUGGAAAGAUUGUUUUUCACACAUCGUUUUAUAAAUAAGAAGAUAAAAAUUGAACAAAAGAGAAUAAACAUGAUUAUGCAUGUUAUGGCAGUUACUUUACAGGACUGAUUUUUAUUUCACAUUAGUUGAUGUAAUAUUUUCCCUUGCUGAUAUUUUAAUGUCUGUAAGGGAAACUGUGAGUCGUGCAUCUCUCUUUCAUGUUAUUAUCUAGAGUAUUGUUUCUUAGAGUAUAUUUAACAUGCAGUUAAAAGAAACAAAAUCUAAUCAUGUUUGAUCAGCAACUCUCUUUCAAAGUCAAUCAUGCAAAAGAAAUUGCAUGUAAUUUUAUGUUCAUUUAUGGUGAUGUCAUCUAAAAACUUUCUUUUUUAUUUCUUUUUUUUUGUAUAAAGAAGAGGACAAUGGUUGUAUAUUACUCACCAAAUUAUCCAAGAUAAGUCUACUACUAGGUACUGCUACUAAAAAGCUGUGAGAGAAAGUGAAUUUGAGUAAAAGCCUUUUUGAAAAUGUGUUGUGAAGUGAGGGAGAAGGAACCCUUUUUUUUCCUUUUGAUAACCAUACAAUGUACAGGUACACUUUUAUGAAGAAGUUGCAAUUUGUUUUUAUUUCUUUUUCCUAUGUUUUGUGAUUGUAAAUAAAUUGAAAAAGAAGCAUUUGAAAUUGUGCAUUUACGAUUUAUAUUAAAUGAUGCAAUUUCAAGAAAACUUGUUGACAUUUCACUUAUACAAGAAAGGUCAUUGUAGUUUUGUGAAUUGAAAUUCAAAGAUUAUUACAUUAUGGGUAAGAGAACAUCUUCAUGAUCAAAUAAAGGGGAUUAAACAGAAUGAAUCGGGGAAAUAUGAAUAAAUGUAUUUAUCUUGUAAAUAGAAUAUAUCAUUACAAGCUAUAUUUAUUAAGAAUUUGACUUUACCAUUGUUUUGUAAUGAAUUUGCAAUGUUUGUCACAUGUAGUGUGUAAGAUAUUUGCAGAUGUCAGUUAUAUGUCAAAUAAGUCUUUAACUUUUUUUUUCUUCUUUCGAUUGAUGUAAUAUUUUGUAAACAUUUAUGGAAGCUUUGUUGUAUGAAGGAGAACGUGCUAGUUUUUAUUUGUUAACUUCCCUUUUGUUCUAUGUAUAUUUUAUAAGCAAUUUGGACUUGAAAAUUGCAUCCAAUAUGUGAAUAUGAGUACUCUUAAAAGCACUAAGGUAGAAAACAGUGAUGUAAAUUAUGUAAGAAAUUGUUCUAGCAUUACAAGUUGGACACAAAGUGCUACAGCUGGGAGGAUCAAGAGCAAACGUCUGUAUGAGUGUAGUCUGCCUUAUUUCAAAUGUUACUUGAAUGUUGAAGCAGACUGCAUUCAUGGUAACCAUUAAUUAGAAUCUCAGGCACCAAUCAAUGAAGCUAACAUACAAUCAGCGUACGUCUGUCUGCUCCUAGCAAACGGGAGCAAAACAAAAACAAAAACCAACAUUUUGUAAAUUGUAUUAUGUGUGUACAUUUAUUAACAAAGAGUUCCAUAUUGCCUGCAAAUUGCUCAGCUCAUCUAUGUACACUUAAUGUCCAUCAUAGAUUGUUCUUCAACUAUGUGUGAAGAUUCUCUCUAGUUGUAGCCUUAGUUGUACUAAAUUUUAAGUAAUCAUCAGUGGUAAGUUGACGUAGUAUGAUCUUCAGAACCAGAUAAUGGUAUCUCAAUUCUUUGAGUCACACCACAUUUUUCAGAUUUUUGGCUAGUACCAUAUUGAUCAAUACACCUACCUGUAAGAAGUUAACUCACUUGACAACAACUGAAUUGUCUGCUGCACAGUUUGUAUGAGGCACUAGUAUACAAUGACAAUCAUAUAUCUAGCUGAAAUUGUCAUAGAGGCAGAAUUAACUGAAAUAAUUGAAUAUUAGUAGUGAAAAGGAAACACAGACACAGAAAAUUGUAUUAAGCACUUAAUGAAAUAUAUAGUUUACUUUGUAGGUGACUGCAUAGUUUAUAUUGAACAGAUGAUCCAAAUAAAUGUGCAGUUGAUCCUUGUUUGGAAGAUAAUGUUUAGAACCCAGGUUGAGCAUUAUAAACCGUGACAUCUCUCCCAGGAUGUGUUUUCAAGUUAUAUCAGCACUAAUACAUCUUCUCGGUUUAAUAACAGAAAUGUUCACUUUUUACAUAAAUGCGAUGCCUCAUAUUUUAGAUGGUAAAUAUAUAUCUAUUUCUCAAAAUGGAGAUCAGAAAUGAAAUCAUUUUCUUUAUAUAAGAAUAAGCUCUUGUUACUUGUAACUUCCUUGCCAUAUUAUUUUUUUCUUCUUUUUAAGUACAGCUGUAAAAAUGUAAGAGAUUCUAUUUUCGAAAAAUGUGAUUGUGUGUCCUUAUAAGUAAUGCUGUAAAUUAUCUGUUGUAGCUCGACCAUUACCACCUCUCAUUCUAUUUCUCUUCCUUUCUUUUCUUCAUCUCUUUUCAUUUAACGUGCUCAUUUGGCACUGAUAAUGUAUCAUUUUAGAAAUACUCGACAUCAAGUUCAAGUGUUUUGGCACUAAUUUAAACUGUGGACUAAACUUAAUCUACAAGUUUAAACCUCAGAGCGAACUCAAGUGCAUUUUUAGGAAUACCAAUCUGAAUACAUGCAUACAAGGAUAACUUGGAUUUUUAGCCUUUAAAGUAUAAAUCUUUUUCUAAAUGUAUUUAUAGAGUGAUAUACAUGGUGUUGAAAGAUGCUCAAAGUUGUUUUUGGUUUCUAUUUAAAGGUGCUAUUUCUUAGUGAAGCAAUGCUAUAAAGUACGGCAAUCGUUUACACAUGAUAGAGCUGAAAGUAGUACAUUUUGAAUUUGAUUUUUUUUUUUUUUUUUUUUUCUUCAUAAAAAAGGUUGUAGUUGACCAAAAUAAUAAUCUGAAAGGAUUGAUGGUAAUGAUACUUUGGUUUUAUGAAUGUAGGGAGAUGGCUUGAUAACCAUUUUUAAGACAUCCAAUCUACAAACUUUGAAUAUAUAUAUCCUAGUAGCUAGGCCAUAGAUUCUCCUCAUCAGUUGGAACUUUGUUGUAAGAUCAGAAAUAUGAUUUUCUGUUCAGUUCCAAACUUUUGUUGAAGAAUUUGAACAUUUUUUUGUAGUGAAAUAGCUGAUCUGUCCUAGUGGCUAGCAAUCACAUUCAGAAGCUGAUGAAGCUGUAUCAUAAAAAAAUUAAUACUCUGAUACAAACAUUAGAAACUUUAUUUCUUCAAAAAAAGCAAAUUACUCAAAUUUGUAGUUUUUGGUAGCCAGUGAUGGGAUGUGCGCCAUGUUGAAUACAGUGGUUGCUUUACUGGACAAACAGGACGAUUUCUACAAUAUACGGUAGAUAUAUCAUAAAGAAGAUCGCUUAUCAAUUAUUUUUCCUUUUGAUUGUUCGGCUUUUCACUACUACAUGGCAGGGUUUGAAAGGAUAGUGAUUUGAAUUUAUAGUAACAUCUAUAGCAAUGGACAUGUAGACAGAUUUUUAUUUUGCUUUUAAGUAGGAGAGGAAAAGAGAGAGAGAGAGAGAGAGAGAGAGAAAUAGAGAUGGAACUGCUCAAAACUUGGUGAACAUCAGAAUUUUCUCAUUAGAUGUAAUCUAUCAUAACGCUAUUGAUAUGUGAUGUUUAAUGCGGUGUAAGGUAUGAUGUUUUGUCAUUAUUGAGCUACUUUGUAUGUUCAUAUUCCUGUAAUGUUUGUAACAAUUUGUAACAAUGAAAUUUUCUUUACAUUUUUAUUUUUCUUCUAUUAUUUUCUGUUUUGUGGCUGUUUAAUAUUGAAUAAAACAUCAUUUCUGGAGCAGAAA